Molecule: messenger RNA, 1960 nt
Organism: Papaver somniferum (opium poppy)
Lineage: Eukaryota; Viridiplantae; Streptophyta; Magnoliopsida; Ranunculales; Papaveraceae
Product: polyubiquitin-like
Exons: 2
Coding region: 155-1765 (536 amino acids)
Biological process (GO): modification-dependent protein catabolic process; protein ubiquitination
Cellular component (GO): cytoplasm; nucleus
Molecular function (GO): protein tag activity; ubiquitin protein ligase binding
Source: RefSeq, a predicted model, not a curated record
CGUUUACCAAUUGCUUAUAAAUAGAGACCUCAAUUCCUCUUCCUGUCCAUCUCGCGUUUCCCCAAAGCACUCUCUCAAGACUCGAUUGAUUCACGAUUCCAUAACAAAAAGCUUUCCGAUUCUUCAACCCCGCCCUAGCCUUCUCUGUCACAAGAUGCCGAUGCAAAUAUUUGUGAGAAGUUUAACUGAGAAGACCAAUACUCUUGUGGUGGAGAGCUCCGACACCAUCGACAAUGUUAAAGCCAAGAUCCAGGAUCAGGAAGGAAUUCCCACAGAGCAGCAGAGAUUGAUCUUUGCUGGUAAGAUGCUUGAAGAUGGCAGGACUCUAGCUGAUUACAACAUCCAGAAAGAGUCUACCCUCCAUCUUACUCUGCGUAUUCGUGGUGGAAUGCAGAUAUUUGUUAAGACAUUGACCGGUAAGACCAUCACUCUUGAGGUUGAGAGCUCCGACACUAUUGACAAUGUAAAGGCUAAGAUUCAGGACAAGGAAGGAAUUCCCCCUGAUCAACAGAGAUUAAUUUUCGCUGGUAAACAGCUCGAAGAUGGUAGGACUCUAGCUGAUUACAACAUCCAGAAAGAGUCUACUCUCCAUCUUGUCCUUCGACUUCGUGGUGGUAUGCAGAUAUUUGUCAAGACCCUAACUGGAAAAACUAUUACUCUUGAGGUUGAGAGCUCCGACACUAUCGACAACGUCAAGGCAAAGAUCCAGGAUAAGGAGGGAAUCCCUCCAGAUCAGCAGAGGUUGAUUUUCGCUGGUAAACAGCUUGAAGAUGGUAGGACUCUAGCUGAUUACAACAUCCAGAAAGAGUCUACUCUCCAUCUUGUCCUUCGACUUCGUGGUGGUAUGCAGAUAUUUGUCAAGACCCUAACUGGGAAAACUAUUACACUUGAGGUUGAGAGCUCCGACACUAUCGACAACGUCAAGGCAAAGAUCCAAGAUAAGGAGGGAAUCCCUCCAGAUCAGCAGAGGUUGAUUUUUGCUGGUAAACAGUUCGAAGAUGGUCGUACCCUUGCAGACUACAACAUUCAGAAGGAAUCAACCCUUCACCUUGUUCUUCGUCUGCGUGGUGGUAUGCAGAUUUUUGUCAAGACCCUUACUGGCAAAACCAUUACCCUUGAAGUUGAAAGCUCUGAUACAAUUGAUAACGUGAAGGCAAAAAUUCAAGAUAAGGAAGGAAUUCCCCCAGAUCAGCAGAGAUUGAUUUUUGCAGGCAAGCAACUUGAAGAUGGCCACACACUUGCUGAUUACAAUAUCCAAAAGGAGUCUACACUUCACUUGGUGUUGCGUCUCAGGGGAGGAAUGCAAAUUUUUGUUAAGACAUUGACUGGAAAGACUAUCACUUUAGAGGUGGAGAGUUCGGACACAAUUGAUAAUGUGAAGGCUAAGAUUCAGGAUAAGGAGGGUAUUCCUCCAGACCAGCAGAGAUUGAUUUUCGCAGGGAAGCAAUUGGAAGAUGGACGAACCUUAGCUGAUUACAAUAUUCAAAAGGAGUCGACACUUCACUUGGUUCUUCGUCUACGUGGUGGUAUGCAGAUUUUUGUGAAGACCCUUACUGGUAAGACUAUCACAUUGGAGGUUGAGAGUUCUGAUACCAUUGACAAUGUGAAGGCAAAGAUUCAAGAUAAGGAGGGGAUUCCACCUGAUCAGCAGAGGUUGAUUUUUGCUGGAAAGCAAUUGGAAGAUGGAAGGACUCUUGCUGAUUAUAACAUUCAGAAAGAAUCCACUCUUCACCUUGUCCUUCGUCUUCGUGGUGGUGAUUAUUGAGUAGGUGCUUACGGUGUUCCUCCAGUAUGCCCAGGAACAUGUUUGGUUGUCUAGGUGGUUUUAGUUAUUUUCUGCCUCGUUUUGAAACUAUAUUGUGCUUGCUGUUUAUCUUCUGGUUAGCACUUGUACUGUAUGGUUUAAGGUUUCGUGAACCUUUAGUAUUUUAUCUUUCUUUUUUGCGUUUUUGGAUGAACA